Messenger RNA from Engraulis encrasicolus (European anchovy), 4877 nucleotides. RefSeq names its product ferrochelatase (gene fech). The transcript is spliced from 11 exons. Lineage: Eukaryota; Metazoa; Chordata; Actinopteri; Clupeiformes; Engraulidae. The record is from RefSeq and is a predicted model, not a curated record. Gene Ontology annotation, molecular function: protoporphyrin ferrochelatase activity. Gene Ontology annotation, cellular component: mitochondrion. Gene Ontology annotation, biological process: heme biosynthetic process. Bases 139 to 1362 code for a protein of 407 amino acids.
CACCGGUACAUUAGGUCAGCGUGGCUGAGCCGUACAGUUCGCAUAUCAGUCUGACGGAAUUCACUACAGCACAAAUGGUAUUUUGAGGUCUUAAUCGAAGUAUUUACUUUGUAGGUGACAGGACAUUGUCUUUUCGCCAUGACGACGUUGGGAGCAGUGAAUCGACUUUUUUUUCUUGCUAAAUGCGGCAGCAGUAGCGUUAGGCCCUGCAUAACUAGAUGGCAGUCAACUGCAGCUGCGGCAGCCUUUGUGCGGCAGACAGUCCCAGACAUCCAAGAGAACAGGAAGCCCAAGACUGGAAUCCUGAUGAUGAACAUGGGCGGCCCAGAGAAACUGGAUGAUGUGCAUGACUUCCUGCUACGCCUCUUCUCAGACAGAGACCUCAUGCAGCUGCCUGCACAAGACCAUCUUGGGCCCUUCAUCGCCAAGCGCCGCACCCCUAAGAUCCAGGAGCAGUACAGCCGCAUCGGGGGCGGCUCCCCCAUCAAGCAGUGGACCACCAUGCAGGGGGAGGGCAUGGUGAAGCUGCUGGACGAGAUGUGUCCCGACACUGCUCCACACAAGUUCUACAUUGGGUUCCGCUACGUGCACCCGCUUACAGAAGAGGCCAUUGAGGAGAUGGAGAGAGACGGAGUGGAGAGAGCAGUGGCCUUCACACAGUACCCACAGUAUAGCUGCUCCACAACAGGAAGCAGUUUGAACGCCAUAUAUCGCUACUACACCGAGAAGAAGGACCGGCCUAAGAUGCGCUGGAGUGUCAUUGACCGCUGGCCCACACAUCCACUGCUAGUUGAGUGUUUUGCGCAGCACAUUCUGAACGAGCUGGAGAAGUUUCCGGUAGAGAAGAGAGACGACGUGGUCAUCCUGUUUUCCGCCCACUCUCUGCCCAUGUCUGUGGUGAACAGGGGAGACCCGUACCCCCAGGAGGUGGGGGCCACAGUGCAGAGGGUCAUGGAGCGCUUGGAACACUGCAACCCCUACCGCCUCGUCUGGCAGUCAAAGGUGGGCCCCAUGCCCUGGCUGGGUCCCCAGACUGAUGAUGUGAUAAAGGGCCUGUGCCAGCGGGGCAAGAAGAACCUGCUGCUGGUGCCCAUCGCCUUCACCAGCGACCACAUCGAGACGCUGCACGAGCUGGACAUCGAGUACUCUCAGGUGCUCGGGGAAGAGGUUGGUGUGGAGAAUAUCAGGAGAGCAGAAUCUCUCAAUGGAAACCCUCUCUUCUUUAAGGCUCUGGCUGACCUGGUCCAGUCCCACUUGAAGUCCGAUAAGCCGUGCUCGAGGCAGCUCACCCUGAGGUGCCCCAUGUGCGUGAACCCCACCUGUGGAAAGACUAAAGCCUUCUUUGCCAAUCAGAAGCACUGACCCCUGACCUUCGACCUAUAACCCCCGCCCCCCCCUGCAGACUGUCCAAUGAAAAUAGACAAGGAAGAAGAUUCUCAGCCUCUAUGACGUCUAAGAGCAGAGAGGUCUUCUUGUCCAUCACGAGUCAGUCGCCAGAUGGAAAUGCCCUGCAAACGCACAAACUAUACUUUUCGUCAUUGUUUUGUUUUUGUUUUUGUUUUUGUUUUCGCUUUGCGCUGGUUUUUGUCCUUUUGUCUGUUUCUGUGCCCCCCUGUCUCUGCUUACAUUCCACCUAGUCUACAAACGUCCCCGUCUCAGCGGUGAAUGAGAAUAAGCUGAAAUGAGUACCUCGGUACCUCCCCAGGACUAUAAACGUCCCUCCAAGACUCACAGACCUUCUCAGCUGAUCGCCCUUGAUGGCCGCAAACCUGAGCUAUGCUGCCCUACAAUUUCAGAACGCAGUGUAAUUCAAAAUGGCAAACUGAGAAAAAAGGCUUUAAAGUUUCCUUUCUGUCCACGCGACUGUGUUGGAGGUAAAGUGGUGAUGACACUUCCAUAUAAUACUUUUUUAUGGUGAAAAUUUAUGCACACAAGAAAAAAGCAAAAAAACCAACAUUCUCCUUACAUUUUAGCUGAAAAAUCAUUAUACUGCGCUCUGUUGUGGUAUUACUGUCUACACCAAAACCACGGUGUCAAUGGAGAAGUGCAGUAUAAUUCGCAUUAUACUGCGUUCUUGCCUAGUACGACGUAACCUCCUAAAACCAAAAAGCGCAGUAUAAUCAGUUUUUUGCGUUUUUUUCCGAAACGGGACCAAGUUGGGCCAAAAAAUUUUAACACAAGAAAAAGAAGGUAUUUUAAAGCCAAUUUCCGGUCUAAACCCAUUUUCGACCAUUUUCAAGAUACUGCGUUCUGAUAUUGUAGGGCAGUAUGGAAUGGAGGAGAGACUGGCCCGGCUCUAUGAGAUGUACAGCUAAAAAUAUCAUAAACCUCUCCUCUGGUGACCCAGUGGAGCAGACACACACACAGUUGUUCAGUCACAAAUGUGCAUGUCCAUGUCAACACAAGUCUGACACACACACACACAUAAACACCCACAGCUCAUACCUGCUCUUUUGUUCUUUUGAGUUCAAUCAGCUGUACUUUUUUUUUGCACCCUUGCAUCCAUCCUCAUCUCUUCCACUGUGUGGCACUGGGCUGGAAAUCCUGUCCUUUGCUCCAGCAUACAGCCUGUCCACCUCCAUCAGCACUCCACCUUUCAGCUCCUCUCUGGGAUGUGCCUUCCCAUAACCCCCUCCUUCCUCACUCACACUACACACACACACACACACACACACACACACACACACACACACACACACACACACACACACACACACACACACACACACACACACACACACACACACACACAGAGAAACACGGUCUGCAACCAGUCUAUGGUCAGCACCAACUACACACUAACUGAGGGUAGAAAAACAAACAACAAUUUGGGCUCAGUGUGUUCAUACCAGCCCAUUAUGUUGUUAAGAUACUAUUAUUAUUAUUAUUAUUUGUGCUUUGCAUAAUAUCUGCAGCGUUCCACUGUGUGUACUAGUGUUCGUGUGUAAGGUCUGGAAAAAAAAUCAAAGGUGUUUACUAUCUUUUAGUGUGUAUGACAUUAUUUAUUAUGUUACUGGCAGAGUUUAUUUUAUUUUAUUUUUUUUCCGUCAUUCUUUUUUUUUUUCUUGGACACGCUUGCCUCUAGAUGGCUGUAUACAGUAGUACAAUAAUCUCAAUGCAUCUACCUCUCUCUCGCGAGAGUCCUCAUCUAGUCUUCCAUCCGCCUCAAAAGUGGACUACAAAACAACAAAUACACACACAAAAGCCAGCUUGUUGCAUCCUCUCAACAAAUUCCUUUGUUACGUUUCCAUUCUUGUCCAUGCAGCAUCUAGACUGUUCCCAUCAUCAUCAGCAUCAUCAUCGGCAUCAUGCGUCGUCCUUCGUCGUCCUCUCUUCUGUCUCUCCUCUCCUCUCCUCUCCUCCUCCUUUCCUCUCCUCAUCCAUGGACACCCUCUCCCCUCCCCUCCCCUCCCCCCCUUGGCGCCUUCCCAUGGUCACCAGGGCUCUGUUGAUUAAGCUGAGAGAAAUUGGUUGUCCUGGACCCAAUAACCCCCUCCGUGUGUGUGAGCGUGUGUGCGUAUGUGGGUGUGUAUGGGCACAUUGGGGAGUUGCUGGCGGUGCUGAGAAGAAUGAAUGAGUGAGGGGAAAGAGAGAGUGGGAGCGAAGGGGAGAGAGAGAGAGAGAGAGAGCGUGAGAGGGAGGGAGAGAGAGAGAGAGAGAGGGAUCUGGCUCUGGGGUCUAGCGUGGGUCUCCUGGUAAUUGAAAAGCUGGGGGACGCUUGCUCUACGGAACAGUGUGACCUCUAAUUGAGAGCGGAGCGAUUGAUUUCUCCACUGUGAGAGAGAAAGAAGGCGUGCUGGGUGGAAAGAGGGGGAUGGGAAUGGAGGAGGGCAGGGCGUGGUGUGGUGUGGUGGUGUAGCUGAUGGUGUGGUGAUGGGGAGCAGCGGGAGGAGACUGAAAUGGGGAAUGGGGGGAGGGGGGGAGAGUCCCACAGUCUGAGCAGGAGAGAGAGUGAUAGACGGAGAGGUGAGGAGAGAGAGAGGGAGGGGGUAAAGCCAAAGCAUUCCAUCAGAGGAGGGAAGCUAGGUUGGACUGGAGAGUGGACAGGAAAAAUGGAGAUGUGUGGAGGGUGGUGGGGCGAAGCCAAGCGAGGAGCAGAAAGGGGAGCAGUGAGAUUGCUGGGGAGAGACACUACUCUUUUGCAGAAGCCACCAGAAAAGCAGGGUGUGUGUGUUUUUUUUUUUUUUAAAGAUGAUGAUGAAUAUGGCUGAGGGAUGAUUGUUUUUUUAUACACCAUACCAUCAGACCCUGUGGAGUUGACUGCCUUUAAAAGACAACUUCCUAAUUGUGACUUAAUGUUAUUGGGUUAUAGCUUGUUAAUGUGCUUUUAAUAACAUCUCCCAAAAAUAUGUUGUUGAAGCGUGUAUCUAUAUAUUUUUUGAAGUCGCUGAAUAUCCACGAAGGAAGUUGUGUCUGUAAGCACCGCUGUGAGAGAGCAUUAAUCUUCAGAGGAUGGUCUUUGUUACCACUGAUUUAUUUAUUUCCAUUGGGAAGGCAAUGGUCCAGUGUUACCGGUCAACUAGAGCAAACAAUAAAACAAAGGAAUACUCAUGCUUCCAGAAUACACCUGAUCAAAGAAAGGCGGUAGGGCUAGCCCCUUACACCUGUGCUUCUCUUUGGAGCUAUGCAAAAGCAAUGUCUGCAGUAAGCUCAUUUUUAGGGGACUCCCCAAUGCCUUCAAAUUCAUACAACAGCUGGUAUAACUUCCUGGUAUAACUUGCUUGUAAAUGCACUGGGCUUGUCAACUACGUAUACAUGUUAUAAAUCCAUCACUGAAAGUGAAGUCAGGCUGAUUUUAAUUUGUACUUACACUGAAUGUGAAGUGUGUAUAUAGUUAAGCUGUAUGUCUGAACUGACCGAGUAAAUAAAUUUAUUUA